ACAAAUUUCCGAAAAAAGCAAAAAAAAAAAAAUUCCUCUCUCUCUCUCUCUCUCUCCUCCCACUUCGAACCCUCCUCCCCUUUCUCCCCGGAUCUAGGGUUCGAUUCUUCGCAAAUGGAGCUCGCUCGAUCGUAGAUCUCGUUCUCCCUUCAAUGAGAUUGUAGACUCUGCCUGAGAUUGGAGCUGUAGAUAAGGAGGAGGAGGUGAAUCCGGGGAGUGGGAGAUGGGCGAUAGCAAGAUUGGGACGGUGGGGGCGCUGAGCCUAUCCGUGGUGUCGUCGGUGUCGAUCGUGAUCUGCAACAAGGCCCUGAUUAGUACCCUCGGCUUCACAUUCGCUACUACUUUGACGAGCUGGCAUCUCCUGGUCACAUUUUGUUCGCUUCAUGUGGCACUUUGGAUGAAAUUAUUCGAACACAAACCUUUUGAUCCAAGGGCAGUAAUGGGCUUUGGAAUACUGAAUGGAAUCUCUAUCGGGCUGCUGAACUUAAGUCUUGGUUUCAAUUCUGUUGGUUUUUAUCAGAUGACAAAACUGGCAAUUAUUCCUUGCACUAUAUUAUUAGAGACACUUUUCUUCAGGAAGAGAUUCAGUCGGAGCAUCCAGUUUUCACUCACCAUUCUUCUACUCGGUGUUGGUAUCGCGACAGUGACUGAUCUUCAACUCAAUCUUUUGGGAUCUGUCUUAUCUCUGCUUGCAGUAUUCACGACUUGCAUCGCACAAAUUAUGACAAACACUAUCCAGAAGAGAUUCAAAGUCUCUUCGACCCAACUCUUGUAUCAAUCGUGCCCAUAUCAAGCAUUGACUUUGUUCAUAGUUGGCCCAUUUCUUGAUGGGCUUUUAACUAACCAGAAUGUGUUCGCUUUCAAUUAUACUCCUCAAGUUUUGGUUUUCAUUGUGCUUUCGUGCCUAAUAUCUGUCUCUGUCAACUUCAGCACAUUUCUGGUUAUUGGGAAGACAUCCCCUGUGACUUAUCAAGUCUUAGGGCAUUUGAAAACCUGCCUGGUCCUAACAUUUGGCUAUGUUUUACUUCAUGAUCCAUUUAAUUGGAGGAACAUAGUAGGAAUUCUAAUCGCGUUAGUUGGGAUGAUCUUGUAUUCUUACUUCUGCUCGAUGGAGAGCCAACAAAAGACGGCUGAAUCGUCAACCCAGCUAUCUCAGGCCAAGGAAAGUGAAUCCGACCCUCUAAUCGGCGUAGAAAAUGGAUCGGAUGGCUUGGCGUCGAAAGGCCCGAUAUGGAGCUCGAACAAAGAUUUACAAGCAUGAGAUUUUCGUGGAUUAGUAUUUAGUCAGGAGGUUCAACUCUUUUUGAAGAAAAGACCCUCAUCUGUUUUAUAAUCAUGCAGAAACUCCAGAGAAGUUUUGGAGGGCAGAUGGGAGGGGCUGUUUUGCUGUAGCAGCUUUUUUUUUUUUUUUUUCUUUGUUGUUAUUUUUAGAAAUUAGUUGCCGAUGUAUUUUAUUCUUGUCACUUAUGAUUUAUUUUUGUUUCUGGACUUAAUUCUUACAUUGUUAUUUAGAGAUAUAUUGAGUUAUUGGUUUCUAAAAA
Molecule: messenger RNA, 1541 nt
Organism: Ananas comosus (pineapple)
Lineage: Eukaryota; Viridiplantae; Streptophyta; Magnoliopsida; Poales; Bromeliaceae
Exons: 8
Coding region: 224-1261 (345 amino acids)
Cellular component (GO): Golgi apparatus
Molecular function (GO): UDP-xylose transmembrane transporter activity; antiporter activity
Source: RefSeq, a predicted model, not a curated record